This is a messenger RNA of Protopolystoma xenopodis, 489 nucleotides long. The record is from the annotation of a GenBank genome assembly. Lineage: Eukaryota; Metazoa; Platyhelminthes; Monogenea; Polystomatidea; Polystomatidae.
AUGUGUUCGUUUGAAACAGAAAUCGAGAAAGACACAAAAGCAGAAAAUGAUGUCCACUGGCACAAUUCUGCUGUUUAUUUUAUCGUUUAUACGCGCGAACAUGGCACAAGUCGGAAACACGCAGCCAGAUUUGGCUGGAAGGAGUUUGCCGCCUCCGAGGGUCCUUUGUCGAUUACAACCGCUCCACGCUUCUCGCGGACCGCGACAUGGACGAGCUGGACCCUUCUACAGACUCCUUCAAUUCGCUUCAGCAGGAGCGGCUGUCGGGACAGGCCCUUCGACCAUCAAGGCGUGUUGACGACAGACAACGAACAAUUAUCUUCCUCUCGUUUGUUAUUUAAAGUCGAGACGUCAGCUGAUGAAUUGUGUUUCCGGAGGAAGGCGAUCUCUCAGGCAGGAAACAAAGUCGAACGGUGCAUGUUUGGAAAAACUCUCGCCAGCAUCGCCGAGAUACCGAAGUUUGGACAAAAGGUGGGCCGCAAUGCGUAG